AUGUCUGUCUCUGUUGCGCAAGACUACGUCGAUGAGGGCGUCAGUUUUGAUUCCUUUGAUUUAGACGCGCGUCUAAUUCAGGCCAUCAACAAGCUUGGGUUUGAGCACCCGACGCUGAUCCAAACACAGACCAUCAAACUGUCUCUCGAGGAACGCAAGGAUAUCAUAGCCAGGGCAUCUACGGGCUCUGGAAAAACGGCAGCAUACUGCAUACCGAUUGUGCAGUCCAUUUUGGCGUCUGGCAGCGACUCAGAAGGCGUGAAGGCGCUAGUUUUGGUCCCGACCAAGGAAUUGAGCAAGCAGGUGGCUGAGUUUCUGGGCCAAUUGACGGUGUUUUGCGGCAGGUAUGCACGCGUGCUGAAUCUGAACGACAACGUGAGUGACCAGGUGCAGUUACAGCUGCUCACCGAGGGCAGAGAAAUAUAUGUGAGCACUCCUGCGAAAUUAAUAUCAGUUUUGGAGAAAAAUAAGAGCGUACAGCUGACGAAUUUGCGGUUUUUGGUGAUAGACGAGGUUGAUCUGAUAGUCAGCUAUGGGUACAAGGACGAUCUGGAUAAACUGGGAGAGUAUCUAAGCAUGAAGACAAACACACAGACUUUUCUUAUGAGUGCCACGCUGAACGAGGAGGUGACGGAGCUGAAGACGAAGUUCUGCAACAAACCUGCUGUUCUGAAGCUUGAGGACGUUGACAGCGACAAGAAGAAGCUUGUCCAGUACUACAUCAAAACCAGCGAGCUCGACAAGUUCCUGCUGAUCUACGUGAUUUUGAAGCUGGGCCUAAUCAAAGGAAAAAUCCUGCUCUUUGUGAACGAGCUGGACCGGGGAUACAAGCUCAAGCUUUUUCUGCAAAACUUUGGCAUCAAAUCGUGUCUGCUCAACUCUGAGCUUCCCGUGAACUCGCGGCUGCACAUUGUGGAGGAGUUCAACAAAAACGUCUACAAUUUACUAAUUGCCACGGACGAGUCCAACCAGGAGGGCCAAUCAAACGACUUUGGUGUGUCGCGUGGUGUGGAUUUCAGGAACGUGGCGUGUGUGCUGAACUUCGACCUGCCUGUCUCGUCCAAGACGUAUGUGCACAGAAUUGGACGGACGGCCAGAGGCGGCAAGAGCGGCAUGGCUCUGUCGUUUGUGGUGGCAGCCAAGGAAUGGGGAAAACACAAGGCCUCGAGUCUGGCCAGUGCGAAGAAGGACGAGAAGGUCUUGGCCAGAAUCGAGCGGUCGCAGAGCAAGCUCGGGUACGAGCUCAAGCCGUACCAAUUUAAUAUGAAACAGGUGGAGGCGUUCCGGUACCGGAUGGAGGACUCGUUCCGGUCUGUGACCCGUGCGGCGGUGCGAGACGCGCGACUCCGUGAGAUCAAACAGGAGCUGAUGGCCUCUGAGAAGCUGAAACGCCACUUUGAGGAGAACCCGCAGGACCUGGUCACUUUGCGCCACGACAAAGACCUGGCCAGCGUGCGUGCGGACGCGCAUCUGAAAAGAGUGCCUUCGUACCUGCUUCCAGAGGGCGCCCGGCCCGAGGAGAAGAAGGUUGGGUUUGUGCCCUUCAACAAGGUGAGGAAGGGCCGCGGCAAGAAGAGAGGCAAGAAGGUGGAUGUGUUGAAGGGGGUCGGGAAGAGAAGAAAAACGUAG
This is a messenger RNA of Ogataea angusta, 1629 nucleotides long. RefSeq lists its product as uncharacterized. Gene Ontology annotation, molecular function: RNA helicase activity; nucleic acid binding; ATP binding. The record is from RefSeq and is a predicted model, not a curated record. Lineage: Eukaryota; Fungi; Ascomycota; Pichiomycetes; Pichiales; Pichiaceae. The transcript has a single exon. Gene Ontology annotation, cellular component: nucleolus. Bases 1 to 1629 code for a protein of 542 amino acids.